CCCUACUCUGAUCCUCACUUUCCAUUGUUCUUUCAGAAUCUCUCACAUCUUGCCUUAUCUUCGCUGCUUAAACGCGCUUCAGAUCGAUCAUAUUUUCUGAAAUGGAGGGUUCGCAAAGAAAGAAGGCUGCUCAAGACCGUCGACUUAGUAUUAUCGACGUUUCGUCGGCCGACGACUCCCUUCUUGAUCCCCUUUCGGGGAAUCCUGACAAGCAAGAUUCGGGCCACCUUUCCGACAACCAAGAGCAGGCAGAGUUGCUGGACACUCCGAACUCAAGAAAGUUUGAGGAUGCAUCAAGCAAACUUGAAGAGUGGGAGCAAGAGCCCCGACCAAGUGAAACCUUUGAAAUGGGAAAGACAAAGAAAAACAAGUGCAAUCUGCGUAAAAGUUUAGCUUGGGAUAGUGCUUUCUUCACAAGUGCUGGUGUUUUGGAUCCUGAGGAGUUGUCCAGCAUAAUUGAAGGUGUAGAGAAGGAUGAAAAGCAUGCGUUACCGGGAAUUAAGGAGGAUUUAUACAUGUCUUGUGAUUCCAUAUCUACAUUAGAAAGUGAUAGCUUGACGCUGGAAAGUCUAGAGGCUGAUUUAUUUGAGGACAUAAGAGCUUCAAUUCAGAAAUCAGGCAAGAUGUCUGAUGCGGCAUAUGGAAAGAGCAAAGUGUCGUCAGGGGUAGCAGGAUUCCAGACUGAUGACUGUAAGCAGCCAUUACCAGGAAUUAAAGAGGACGUGCACAGGUCCUGUGAGUCCAUCUCUACAUUAGAAAGCGAUACCUUGACUCCAGAAAGUAUGGAGGCUAAUUUAUUUGACGAUAUAAGAGCUUCAAUUCAGAAAUCGAGCAAAACUUCCGAUGUGCAGCUGGAUAGAAAUAGCCCAGUGCCAUCAAGGGUUGUAGGACUCCAGACUGGUGACGUGUUAGAGACGACUGGAAUGACUUCUGGGAACAAGUUGAGAGCCUCAUCUUCUAAGAAUUCAAGUACUACCAGCGUGCAACUAUCGGGAAGAAUGACCAAGAAUCAUGCCCGUCCCCCAGUUUUACAGAAGCUCAGUGCCAGGAGGGGAGAGCCAUCUACUGUAAAGCAACCUAAGUUACCUGCCAAGUCAACUCCAGGUUUAACCAUGUCAACAAAGAGAGCCUCUCUUGGUGGUCUGCAUGCUGCAAGUGAAAGGGACAAAACAAAACGAGUAGUUGGCAGUGUGUGUACAGUGCCCAAAGCACCCACUGUAAGGGGUCCUGGAGGUAUGGUGCCUAAGACGACAAUAACAUCCAAAUCAUCCUCAGCUCCCUCAGUUGCAACCAAGACAAAAUCAACAUCCACAUCUUCUGGUAGAAACUUAUCUGGUAACACCAGUAAAUCUCCUUUGAAUUCCUUGAAAAGAAAAGUUGAUGCUGGCGCCAUUAAGCCACCUGCAUCUGGCUCAGCUGUCAGGACACCAUCAAAAGUUGGUCCGAGAAAUAAAGCUGAGUCGGGGAAUUGUAGCCUCUCAGGUUCAAUGUCUGUAACCAAGCUCUCUUCUAGCAUUUCACCUGCUAGCUCUGUCAGUGACAGGUCUUCAGAGUCUUCUUCAUCAACUUGUAUGAGUAAAAAUAGGUCUAAUAGUUCAAGGACUAGCAUUGAUAGCAGCUCUUGCAGAAAGGUCUUGUCAGACACUGAUACACGACAGGUUUCAAGUUCUCUGAAUUCUCCAAGUGAUUCAAGCUUGGAAGGGCGGGAGAGUCAGUUGAUUGGCUCGGUCGGUCAGUGUGCAAGGUCCGUUUCUGGAGGAACAGCUCUUCCAUCGGCUCCCACGAGACCAUCGGGCCUUCGAAUGCCUUCACCAAAGAUUGGCUUUUUUGAUGGGAUGAAAUCGUCUGGGCGCACCCCUUGUGGGGGGAAACAGUCGCAAUCUCUUGUACCUCGUGGCUUGCCCCAUGGAAGUAGCGUCGGUCCAACUGAAGGCCAAAACAAAGCAAACCUUGGAAAAGUUCAGCCAGCUAGAUCUAACUUGUCAAUAAAAAGAGCGCAACCCAAUAACCAGCAAACUUCACAACCAAAUCCUGUUCAUGAAUCGCUGGGUGUAGCGGUUAUGACGUCUAGCGCUUUGCAGAAUGCUGAAAGCUCCUCUGAGAUGUCCAUGGAAGUUCCAAACAAGACUGUUCUUGAAAGCACUGCCGGAAACACAAGUAACAUGACCGAAGGACAUCCCGUAGGAAUGCAAGAGCUCAAUCUUUGUUUGACACGCAACAUUAGAAUUGCUGAUGAAAAGCCUAAUAAAAGUGAUUCUAGUUCUACUUGUGAUGUUGAAAAUUCAGCUCGUGAGAUUGCUGGAGAAGGCCCUAAAUGUGGCAAAGUUGACAAGGUUGAAGGUUCGGUUCUUCAUGAAGCAAUGGACACUAAGGAAGCAGUGGACAGUUCCAUGGAUAAACCGAGUCCAGAAGGUGCUAAUAACAUGCCUUCACUGAAUAGCAUAGACAACGUUCGUAUUGUCGACGAACAUAAUCCUAGCAUUUCAAGCGCUACGGAAAUUGAUAGUUUGAGCUUUCAACUUGGAGGUAUGGAUAUAAAUUCGAAGAUGCAGAAAAAAUUCGACAGUCAUUCUCUUUCUUGCUCUCUGUCCGAUGUCAACUCCCAAGAUGAUCUCAAUGUUAUCGAGUUACCUAGUCGCAAGGAGCACGUUGACUGUCCUAAAGUGGAAGAAUCCUUCAAUGAUCUAAAUUCCCUUGGUCCUUGUUCACCUGCUCGCACAAGGAGACCCUUUGCUGUGAAAGACUCCUUUUGUAAUAUGGAUGGCUUGUUCAGAGUUUCUACAGAUUCGUCAGUUGCAGAGGUAAAAUCAAACUUGUCCUUGCCACAGACUCAAAGCAUGAGCAAAGAAAACUGAGGUGGCCUUAAAAAGUUGGGCUAAAGAUUCUUUACAUUUCCUGUUUUGUUCGAAAAUUGCAACCAUAGAAGUGUUGAUUCUGAUUGGAGUUAUCCUAUUCAGGCUAUUGAAUAGAAGAAUUAUCAUUCCGAUUCCGAAGCACAACGUAAAAUUUAUGUUAAUUACAUUGCCAUCCUAUACAUAAUCGACCAAAAAGAAACCGCGGAGUUUU
Neltuma alba is the source of this 3066-nucleotide messenger RNA. RefSeq names its product mucin-5AC. The record is from RefSeq and is a predicted model, not a curated record. The coding region runs from base 102 to 2855 and encodes 917 amino acids. The transcript has 8 exons. Lineage: Eukaryota; Viridiplantae; Streptophyta; Magnoliopsida; Fabales; Fabaceae. Gene Ontology annotation, molecular function: microtubule binding.